GGCACUCCUGGCCACAAGUUCCAUGGCCGUUCUCGUCCACAACUUGGAAGCUCGAGCAUGACCCACAACUUCGCCGCCGCUGCUUCUCAGUGUUCCAUCGACUUCGAUUCAAUUGCUUCAGUCUUAUCUCCUCCCGCUGAUAGGAAAGGGUGAACACAUUUUGGAUAGUGAGCCAGGGAGAUGAAGAUCCAGUGUGAUGUGUGCGAGAAGGCGCAAGCAGCGGUUAUAUGCUGCGCCGACGAGGCAGCACUCUGCGUCGCCUGCGACGUGGAGAUUCACGCAGCCAACAAGCUGGCAAGCAAGCAUCAAAGGCUUCGACUGGACUGCCUCUCCACCAAGCUCCCUCGCUGUGACAUCUGCCAGGAGAAGGUGGCUUUCAUUUUCUGUGUCGAGGACAGAGCCCUCUUUUGUCAGGACUGUGACGAAUCCAUCCAUGUUGACGGUACCCGUUCUGCAAACCAUCAGCGUUACUUAGCUACUGGAAUCCGUGUAGCUCUGAGCACAAUAUGUAACAAAGACUCCAAUGAUAACAAUGAACCACCCAGUGAAGCGCCGGCUGUAGCAGUUGCCAGUGCCACAAAAGUUCCUGCAACACAAGUCAUUUCAUCAUUCAUGAACUCAGCCUGGGAUGUGGAUGAGUUCCUCCAACUUUCAGACCAUGAAACCAGCCACAAGGGUUCUCCUGUUGGAUUUGGGGAGUUGGACUGGUUUGCAGACAUUGAUAUCUUUCAUGGCCAGAUGCCUAAGGGAAUCCAAACAGCAGCUCAAGUUCCUGAACUCCCUGCUCCACAAGCAAGCAACAUAGGUGUCUUCAGAACCAACAAAUUUACCAAUUCAAAGGCAAGCAACAAUACAGGUUCUUACAGAGCCAACAAAUAUGGCAUGGUGGCCUCCAAGAAGCCAAGACUCGAGUUUAUGGAUGACGAGGAGUUCUUCACUGUCCCUGAUCUUGGAUAAAACACAAAGCUUUGGGCCUCUCGCAUAUGUACUGACGGUCAGACAAGUUUUUAGGUGAGGCAAAAACAUGCAAGUCUAGCUAUAUUUGUGCAAUAGACUCACUACCAUCAGCUGAAGAUAUAUAGAAAGUGCAUUUAAAUUUAAACACUUGAUUAUCAAUGUUGGAAGGGAUAUAUUUUCUCUUUUAUAUCAGCAAAUAUGGUAAUGACUUGCCAAAUAAUAUGCUUGUGUGGAUAUUGUCUA
Molecule: messenger RNA, 1200 nt
Organism: Zingiber officinale
Lineage: Eukaryota; Viridiplantae; Streptophyta; Magnoliopsida; Zingiberales; Zingiberaceae
Product: B-box zinc finger protein 24-like
Exons: 4
Coding region: 181-957 (258 amino acids)
Biological process (GO): regulation of DNA-templated transcription; photomorphogenesis
Cellular component (GO): nucleus
Molecular function (GO): zinc ion binding
Source: RefSeq, a predicted model, not a curated record